Messenger RNA from Tinamus guttatus (white-throated tinamou), 2478 nucleotides. The record is from RefSeq and is a predicted model, not a curated record. NCBI's taxonomy places the organism in Eukaryota, Metazoa, Chordata, Aves, Tinamiformes, Tinamidae.
GGCCACAGAUGGCUCUCUGCAGAGUGAAGACUGGACACUUAACAUGGAGAUCUGUGACAUUAUCAAUGAGACAGAAGAAGGCCCAAAGGAUGCCAUUCGAGCACUGAAGAAGAGGCUGAAUGGAAACAAAAAUUACAGAGAGGUCAUGCUGGCUCUGACGGUGUUGGAGACCUGUGUGAAGAACUGUGGCCAUCGCUUUCAUGUCUUAGUGGCAAACCGUGACUUCAUAGAUGGUGUUCUGGUGAAAAUCAUCUCGCCCAAGAACAACCCCCCCACCAUUGUACAGGAUAAAGUUCUAGCACUGAUUCAGGCUUGGGCUGAUGCUUUUCGAAGUAGCCCUGAUUUAACCGGAGUAGUGCAUAUUUAUGAAGAACUCAAGAGGAAAGGCAUAGAGUUUCCCAUGGCAGAUCUCGAUGCUCUGUCUCCAAUACACACGCCACAGAGGAGUGUUCCUGAAGUUGAUCCUGCAGCAAAUAUGCACAAUUCACAGUCCCAGCAGAGGAUGAGCACCAGUUCUUACUCUUCACCUUCUCCAACAGCAUAUUCUGCUCCUCAGGCCCCAGCUCUGAACGUGACUGGUCCCAUCACUGCUAAUUCUGAACAGAUUGCCCGGCUGCGCAGCGAGCUGGAUAUUGUUCGUGGGAAUACCAAAGUGAUGUCUGAAAUGCUGACAGAAAUGGUUCCUGGACAAGAAGAUUCUUCAGAUCUUGAAUUACUCCAGGAGCUGAACCGAACCUGUAGAGCGAUGCAGCAGAGAAUUGUGGAGCUUAUCUCACGAGUGUCCAAUGAAGAGGUCACAGAGGAACUGCUGCACGUGAAUGAUGAUUUAAAUAACGUCUUCCUCAGAUAUGAAAGAUUUGAACGAUACAGGUCAGGACGUUCAACACAAAAUGCCAGCAAUGGAGUCCUGAAUGAAGUGACAGAAGAUAACUUAAUAGAUUUGGGUCCUGGCUCUCCAGCUGUAGUGAGCCCAAUGGUUGGAAACUCAGCACCCCCAUCUUCACUUUCUUCACAGCUCGCAGGGCUUGACUUGGGGACAAACAGCGUCAGUGGCACGCUCAGCUCUCUACCCCACUGUAAUCCCCGCGAUGACUUUGACAUGUUUGCACAGACAAGAGGCAGCUCCUUGGCUGAGCAGAGAAAGAACGUGACCUAUGAGGAUCCACAGGCUGUCAAAGGACUAGCGUCUGCCCUGGACGUUCGGAAACAGAACACAGGAGGGAGGAGAGGUAAAGGUGGGAACUCAGACAUGGAGCCCAUAGACAAGUGGCUAAUACACAAGGAAUGGAUCCCUGUUGCACAGUCCUCUGUCAUGGAUGACAUUGAGGAGUGGCUCAGUACCGACUUGAAAGGAGAAGAGCAGGAAGAAGGAGUGACCAGUGAAGAGUUUGACAAAUUUUUAGAAGAACGAGCCAAAGCGGCGGAGAUGGUGCCCAAUCUACCAUCCCCUCCCCAGGAAGCCCCCACCCCUCCAACAAAUUCUUCCAGCAGGAAAAAGCAGGAGCGCUCGGAGGAUGCCCUCUUUGCACUGUGAAGAUUGCUCCCAGCUCCCGCUGCUGCUCUGCAGAACAACGUUGCUGUCCGGCCACUUCGUCCUCUCGCAGUACUUGGCUAACAACGACCCUUUCCCCUCCUGGUUUCAUAGAUUGCUUCUCCUUCCCCCUCCUCUCUGUCUUUCAAACAAUCCAUCCCCACAAGCUGACUCUUUCUAUUUAAGUCCAACACUAUUCCUGCCAGACCACGGUUCUCCAGCGCUCGCUUAAUCCCCUCCUUCCUAUCCCAGCUGCACAAAACCAGCUCUUGAUGCUGAAAACCCCUUUAGAAUGCAUGAGUACGUCACACUGUGUUGAAACAAAAGCCCAGAGGGGAGAGAGCAGCCUUGCCCUUCAGUUUAUAUAGGGAUCAUCCUCUUCUGUAGGCAGGUCCUGCCAAGUAGACUGCUCUGUCGAUCAGCAUGUAAUUGACUGAGCUGGAGCGUUCAGGAGGAGUGUGUCUUUAUUUUUAGAUAAAAUGUUAAUGUAUUGGCUUUCGUGUCGGUUUCGACAGCAAGGAACAACUGUUCCCCUUUCAACAUGUGCUUCACAAGUCAAAAUCCUUUACUCUCCCACUCACACAUCUCCCCGUACCAUAUGGUGGUCGUUUCCCCCCACUUUGUGCAGCGCUUCAUAUUCUUAAUCUCACAGGGUAUUUUCUCCUUGUGUUUUAGCUGGGCUUGCUCUGAUUUGAAAGCAGUCUGUUGGCCGGGUCCGGGAGCUCAGGCAGUUGACAGGAAUGAAAAGCACUGGGCUAAACGGAUGCUGUAACACUAGUGCAUGAAGCAUUUUGCUCUUUGGGAGAGCAUACUCACAUGAGGAUUUUUUUCUAGUGUGUUUGCCUUUGAAAAUUGCUAGAUUAUUUUGUCCUUACCUCAGAUUCCUUCUUUAGUGACUGUGCAGCUCAGCAUUUGUCUCGACGGUUGUAAAUAGCAUCUGUGCAAAU